Aplysia californica (California sea hare) is the source of this 9082-nucleotide messenger RNA. RefSeq names its product poly(A) polymerase beta. Gene Ontology annotation, cellular component: nucleus. The coding region runs from base 149 to 2344 and encodes 731 amino acids. The record is from RefSeq and is a predicted model, not a curated record. The transcript is spliced from 21 exons. Lineage: Eukaryota; Metazoa; Mollusca; Gastropoda; Aplysiida; Aplysiidae. Gene Ontology annotation, molecular function: poly(A) RNA polymerase activity; RNA binding.
UGUAUGCACACUGGGAUAUAUCCAACCCGCCAUAGUGUUGUUGGAAAACGCGUUUGGCAACACAUCUUUAGAAAUAUUUUUAGGGUGUAUUUCCUCGUCUAUACUUCAGCGUAUGGCACAUUGACCAGUUUGGACAAAAUACACAAGGAUGGCUCUUGACUACGGUGGGUCAAAAUCCUCCUAUCCAGGUGUGACAGGACCCCUGAGUCUCACAGAGCCUAAGCCUUAUGACUUGGAGCUGACAGAGAAAUUAGUGGAUGCUCUUCGUCCUCAUGAUGUGUUUGAAAGUGAAGCUGAACUGAAUCAUCGGCUUGAAGUUCUUUCCAAGAUAAACAACAUUGUUCGUUCUUGGAUCAAGGAUGUAAGCAGACAAAAGAACAAUAUUAGAGACACGCAUAUUGACACAUAUGGUGGCAAAGUGUUCACCUUUGGAUCCUACCGCAUGGGUGUGCACACUAAAGGUGCUGAUAUUGAUACCCUGUGUGUAGCCCCUCGCCAUGUGGAGAGAUCAGACUUCUUCAAAUCCUUCUUUGAGUUACUUAAACAGCAGCCAGAAGUGAGGGAUUUACGGGCAGUUGAGGAAGCUUUUGUACCUGUUAUCAAAGUGGAGUUUGAUGGUAUUGAGCUGGAUAUGUUGUUUGCACGACUUGCACUGCCCACAAUUCAGGAAGACAUCAAUCUUGGAGAUGAGACACUGUUGAAAAACCUAGACGAGAAAAGUGUGAGGAGUCUCAACGGUAUACGGGUCACUGAUGAGAUUCUUCAUUUGGUGCCAAACCAAGAAAACUUUCGCAUGACUCUUCGAGCGAUUAAAUUGUGGGCUAAAAAGAAGGGUAUCUAUUCCAAUGCCUUGGGUUACCUGGGUGGAGUGUCAUGGGCCAUGUUGGUGGCCCGGGUUUGUCAGCUGUACCCCAAGGCCGCUCCAGCCACUAUUGUGCACAGAUUUUUUCUGGUCUUCUCAAAAUGGGACUGGCCAUCUCCUGUGUUAUUGAAGCAACUUGAUACGGAAAACAGAUUGGGCUUCCCAGUUUGGGAUUCAAGAAUAAAUGCAGCUGAUCGUUUUCACUUGAUGCCUAUCAUAACACCAGCAUACCCACAGCAAAAUUCCACAUAUAAUGUCACACAGUCCACCCGUACCAUCAUUAUGGAUGAAUUUCAUGAAGGUUUGAAUGUUGUCACACAUAUUUAUGAAGGAAGAGAGGAAUGGAGUCGGUUGUUUGAGCCGUCUGACUUUUUCCACAAGUACAGACAUUACAUCGUUGUGAAAGCGAGUGCAGAAGAGGAGCCGCAUUAUUUGGAAUGGAAGGGGUAUGUGGAGUCCAAGAUCCGUCUGCUGGUGGGCAACCUGGAGCGUAAUCCCAGCAUGAAGCUGGCUCACAUCAUGCCGUACUCCUAUGGCCCGAUCAGCGAGAGUGAAGGCCAGUACAUGUGCAAGUGGUUCAUUGGUUUGUCAUUUGGUCUGGUGACCCAAAGUUCUCAACCGGGGGCCAACGUUGAUCUCACUUAUGACAUACAGUCCUUUUCAGACAUUGUUCACAAACAAGCCAUGCACAUAAACCUGUACAAAGAGGGUAUGAAAGUGGAGAUUCAGUAUGUUAAAAAGAAGCAUCUGCAACAGUUUGUCACGCCUCAAAUUUUGAAUCAAGGGCGGUUAAGAAAAAGGGACAGUGGCAAACACUCAGGGGGCAAUGCUCGGCGAUCGAGCAUGGACAAAGGGGCGAGUGUCUCAAUGCCAGGAGUGAAGUCGGACCUGGACACUGAGUUGGGCAAGGCCAUCGUGUCGGCAGAAGAAGACGAGACGUCCCAGGAGUCUGCGGGCUAUGAGUCACAGACCAACCACUCAACCAACGGGCCACUGGACUCUGAGAGCAUGCAGUGGAAUGCCUCGGAGGGGUCUAGUGGUGUUGGUACGGCCUCUGUACACGGGAGCAAGGAGGACUUGGAGUUGGAGGACAAGUCAGACAAUGCUGGGGGAAGCCCCAGUUCACAGGACAGUGCCCAGGAUGCUGCAUCCAAGAGGCCGGGCUCCCCUUUCCAUAACGACACACCUCCCAAGAAGUCCAAGGAACUGGAAAACCAGGUCCCUGGUUCACCCAUGCAGGUUGAUGAGAAAAACUCCUCCUCUUCUUCCUCCUCAUCGUUAUCGACGUCAUCAUCACAGUCUCACAUUUCAUCGCACCAACAACAGCCAUCCCUCUCCACUGAAGCAGCAAAGUCUAUAGCCAACAAGCAAUUAGAUCGCCACCCAAGCAAUGAGUUGUCAGACCUGACAAGUCCCCAACCUAUCAAUGCCACAGGGUUCUUACAACCACUGAAGAACUCUAUUAAGCUCAAGCUGAAGUAAUUUUGCUGUCUUGUUUGACUUCCCAGGGAAUUUCUUUUUCCAGUCACGCCUAGGCUGCCCUCCCCUCCCCCCUCCAGCUGUCUGUCCGGUGGGUGGGGCUUCACUGUGUGGCAUUGUCCAGGAGGUGGUUUUAUCACAGAAAUAUUUAGGGGAGGUGACUCCUUAAAAGACGUCCUAAGUGGAACUGUUGCCUGCAGCAGUCUUGUAUAGCCAUGUGGGUGUUACUUGUGCCGUCAAUUAAAAAAUAAAAAAUAAGGUUUUGUGCCAGUUGGUCACUCCGCUUUUUUCUGUGGAGGCAGCCUUGGCUUAUUUCUGCUUCUGAAGUGGAGAAGUCGACGACCAUGACCGAUUCAUGACAGUCGGGGGUGAACCAUUUAUCUGAUGCUUCUGUAAUUCUGGAAAACUUGGUGAAACAAGGUAAUUGUUUCUGCUAUGAAGUUUGUGUCCCAGAUCUUGAUUUGAUUCUUGUGUCAUUUUGGAUGUAGUCCAAUAAGUUCAAGAAUUUGUGUUGGGAUUCUUGUUGUACAUCGUGAUGGGGCAGAGGAUAGGUACUGACCGUUACAGAGGAUCACUACUGACCACUACACUGCAGAGGAUUACUACUGACAGAUACAGAAGAUUACUGUUGACCAUUACAGAGGGUUGCUACUGACAGGUACCGAGGAUUGCUAUUGACCGUUACCGAGGAUUGCUACUGACAACAGGUACCGAGGAUUGCUACUGACCGUUACAGAUGAUUGUUACUGACCAUCACAGAUCUGUGAUUUUUUUGUGUGUACGGGCUCUACUUGCGCAGUAUGGCCUUUCUUUAAUUGGUGUCGACACUUUCUUUGAUGUCGUGAUAUAAUUUUUCAGUUCUUCCUUUGGAUGGAGGUAUCCCAAUCUCGUUAUUUUUUAUUUUGCAUACUUUCUGUGCUUAUUGGUUUCAGGAUGGCCCUGACAGUCAGGAUGGAAGCAGAAAUUAUGAUUAUUUUGUCUCAACGCCUUAGGUUGACAUAGCGGAGGUCACGGAAAUCUGCUUGUCUUAAAAUAAAUGUUUGCAUUAGUACAGUUGAAGAAUGAAUUGGGGGGGAUUCAACUCUUUUUGGCUUAAUAUAGUUUUUUAUGUAGGCAUUUAGUCUGAGUGUGCAAUGAUUCUAGAUUUUUACUGAAAGCAAAUGAACACUGUGUACUUGGUUAUGUUCCAUCAAAAUUGAGUUAGACGUCAAAUGUUAGUCAAGAUGUUAUAACAUAAGGACGUAUCUGUAAUACCGUGACUAAUUUAACUGAGAACGAUGUUUCAAAAUAUUUAAUUAGAAGUAAGUUUGUUUUUCUUGUUUCUUUUGUUCAGAGUGUAUUAAUUUCUAUGCCAUGUAAACAUUAAGCAUGCAAAAAUUGGUUUAUUGGCUUUGAAAAUUUGUGACUAUAACACUGUACGGUUUUAAUUUGCUGUAGAUUUAGUCAGGGAAUUAUGAAGAUGAUGACACACUCUGUUAUUACUUACUCAUUAACACCCCAAGCAUAGAGUUGUUUUUCUGACAUAUGUUAUUUCUGCCAACUCUUACUCACUUUCUAGCUUGAAAUUGUUUGAUUCUGGAACUGUGCCUGUCUGUUGUUGUUUUGAAGUUUUCCGUAUGGUGGGUUUUGGGUUUUAAAAUAUUUUUUCCUCCAAGUUUUGAUUUCCUUUCAGUAAGUGGAUCAGCUUGGACAACAAAUAAAACAUAAAGAUUACACUGAGAACAUUGAGAGUUAGCACUAUUGACACAGUUUACCUCAGUAUGAUUCUUGGGGGGGGGGGGGGGGGGGGAUAUGAAACGUGAUUGCACAAGGAAAGCACAGUCAACUUUUGUACUUUCAACAUGUUUCUGAUCAAUAUCUACUAGUUGCAGUUAUUAUAUUAUACAAUUUUUCACUCAGUGGGAACCUUACUGGGAUAGGAGUUGAAUGUCCAACCUGCACAGAGUAUUUGUAAGGGCAUUAUCACCAAUAACACUAUUGUAGUUUCAAUAGGUGAAAACAGUUUCCUGCAUUUCUUUAAUCACAAACUGUAGUUGGUUUCCAUAAAAGAUAGACGUCAUUCAUGAAAUUGAGGAGUGUCUAAAAUGAAUGAACAAAGAAAACGGGUCAUUGAAUAUUACUGUCAAGGUAUUAUUUUGCUCCCUAUCAUCACCUUUCAUUCUCCUUUGUAUUUGCUGUUGCUAUCAUCAGACUUGUUGGUCUGGGGCACUUCAGUCUUGUCUUCUGUUAGUUUUCUGUUCUGCUGGUUUUUGCCUGCUGUUUCUUUUGGACAACCCCAUCAGAGCUUGACUGUUUUUACUUCUGUGUCAGUCUUCAUUCACGAGGGCUCUCUUUUAUUUUGCUAUCAUAGCAGCUGUGAAAUUUUAUAAAUUUUGUGUUUGAAGUCUUGUGUUGAUUCGUUUUCUUUGAUCGACGUAUCAUUAAUGAACAAGGCGUUCACCACAUGGAGAUCAUAAUUGCAAGACAUUACUCUGUCUAUAAAAUAUACCUGUAGACUUGAAAACAUUUCUCCAACAUAAUUUAGAUACUAUACUAUUACCGUGCAUAUUUUUUUGUUUGAUUUCAAUUUUUCAUCCCAUUUUUUGCCAACACGUGGCACACAAAAAGAAGGAAAAAAAUAACCGGAACAGGUUGAUCUUGAAAAAGUAUCCAGUUUUCACAGUCCAUGUUGCUAUUUUGUACUGCCUGAUGUAAACUACUUUGUUUUGAGCUAUUGAUUGCUAAAUACUUAAUUAUGGGAUGUUGAGAGAUUUUUAAUUUUUUUGGUGUGUGUUUUAUGUCAUUUUUGUUCAAACAUGUUGCCAAGUUUUGUGGUGUAUAGCUAGGAGAACCGUAUUAUACUUUAGUGGAGAAGGAGCAAUUUUCUUGACGAGUGAGCCUCCUAUGGUUUGCCUACAGGCGUCUGAUGUAAUAGUUACACUAUUUGCCAUUGACACACAGAGGGUGUUAAAUUAACUAGUAGAGGGGUUAAAAUUGUACAGGAGCAUUAUAUCUUACAUGUACAGUUUUGCCUGUGGAGUUGUGCCUCUGGAGGUAUUGCAGGAGGUUAAAGGGUGUCACUUGUAGAUUUUACAUUACUUCUUUCUUUUCCCCUUGUUUCUGCCUGUCUUGCUUUUUCCCAGUGCUACUUGGCAGUUAUUCUAUUGACAUGCACUCUCUUUGGUCAAACAAAGGUUAAAGAUUAUACCAUAUUUGCUUUUGAGGUCUCUGAACUCUUUCCUUUACUUCUGACUGAAUAUCCUGCUGGAGUUUCCUUUGCUCAUGGCUAUGAUUCUGGAAAGGAAUGACUUGUUUAUUAGUUCAUUUCCAUAAUCAUUUUAAUUUUGCCAGAAGUAGUUGAAGGAAGGCUGUACUUGCUGUUUUUGAAACACACUAUAUGUGAGGCAUCGUGGUGAAAUCAGGCACUCGUCGAAAUAACAAAAUCAGAGUAACGGGCACUAUUCCACCCGUUUGGCAAUUUUAUGGUUUUUAAAUUAUUUUUUUUGGAAGCCAUAACCCAUUUAUGGGCAUACAAAAACAUAUUUCCACAUGAAUUUGAUUGAAAAACGUUGAUUAAAGGCACAAACUAUGUCAUUUUCCAGUUUAAAGGACUCUAUUGGAGUUACCGAACCUUGGCGGCCAUUUUCUUGUUAGUUUCACCACUGAAAACAGGCGACCUCGCCUCCUCUGUCGCAAAUAUCUUGACUUUUUUUUCAAGAUAGAUGCCGUUUUUUUUUCAUUGAAAGCAAAACAAAUGAAUAAGCUUUCAGAUGGUACCAAUAUCUCAAUAUGCUGAAAAAACUGACAGGUGCCUGAUUCCACCGCGUCUUGACACAUAUAUGAUCGCUUUCAGAGAUUUGAUUUUAGGCACUUGAAAUUGUUUUUCAGGGUGGAAUGGGGGUUCAUUGUUGAACAAUAUAAUUGUUUUGGCUUGAGAAUAUUUGUAGAAAAGGGCAGUCUUUUAUUGUAAAGUAAGAUCCUCACUGUUGAUAAAACCCAUAUGAUCACUUUCUUCAGUGGUUUGAUUUUGGGUUUGUGGACUUAUUUAUUGGGUGGGGGGAUUGUUGAGGUUUGUGACUGGGGUUGUUCUGUUUGGGGCUUUUGGGGGGGUCAACACUUUUUCACAGUGUAAAUACAGAGAUCUGGACGUUUUUUUGUGAAUAUUUUGGAUUGGUGUGCACGUGUGGACAGUGUUUGAUUGAAAUAAUCUGUUUGUAGAAGAAAAGUUCCUAUGUUUUCUCUUGUUCACACUUUGUGAAUAGAAAAUGUUUAAUUAUUAUAUUUUGUGAUGCUUUCUGUUGUUGAGCAUCCGCAUUGUUGAAUAACCAAAUGGAGUUAUGUUGAACACUUACAGGUGUGAUGUAGUGUGUACGACUGUUACAACUUGCAGCAUUUAUUCGAGAGGACGGUAAAGUUUGCACUUUUCUGGAAGUUUGUUGUGUCCCAGAAAGCUAUGAUUUUCCUAGAUUGUCUCUUGUCUGACAAAGUUUGUACUGGUGUAUCACUGUCAUUUUGUGUACUGAAUGUCAACCGGUCUCUUUAGGGAUUGUUUAGUAAGCUGCAAAGACUGUUACGACAGUUAGGACUAGUCGGUACCUGUAGAAUGAUGUGCUCUGUUUGACCUCUGUACGUUGCUUCUUUUUUUUCUUUAAACAGACUAUAUGUCUACCAGCGACCACGGUGUAGUGGUUUGGUCCUUCGCUGUUGCAGGUAGAAAUUGUCGGUUUUGGAUUCCUCCUCUCUUCUUCUUUCUGUCUGUCUCUCUGUCUGUCUGUCUGUCUGUCUGUUAGGUUGCUGUGUCCCACUCAGCCCAGGUUGGUCCUGAUGGGCUUUGUGUAAGCAGCCUAUGUUGUAAAUGGUCUAAAAACAUUUACAUACGUUCAAUCAUUUAUGCCCUCUUUUGCACUGUUUGUUUCUAGGUCUGUACUUCCCACAUGACGGUUACUUGGAUUCUUUCUUUUCUCUAGCUGUUGUGUUGGUGCAUUGAGUAAGGUCAAGGUCACAGUGAUGUUGUUGCACCUUUAACUAUUCAUGUAUACAUUUCUUUUGUUGUUUUGUUUGUUUCUAAGGACAUACGGCCUGAGCCCCUUGAAGAGUUAAUAUUUUAAUGAUAAUAAUGACAAAAUAAAGAUUUCAUGAUAUUUAAACACAUACAUCCCUGCUAGAAUGUUGGGGCUUGUUCUAGUUGUAGUAGCUUGCCUUCGGCUGAGUGACAAGUGUCAUUGUCACUGAUUUUUUUUUUUUUUUUUCAUUUUUCAAAAUUUAUGUCAACAUGUGUUUUGUCCCAAAAAGAAGUGCUGAAUGAAUCCACAGUUAUGGAUAGGGCAACCAUUUUUACGGUAGUUACUACAGAAAUUUCUGAAUGAUCUGUCAUCAGGAAGCAAUAUAUACCAUCAUUUCUUCAGAAUUUCUCUUUUGCGAAGGGGACUGAAUAAACACAUGUGACAUGUGACUCUGUUUUGGUGUAGAUGCUGCUCAACAUCCUGAGAAUAAUGUGGUGUUGGGUUGGGUUUUUGAAAAUUAUUGUGUUAUUCACCUCAUUUCAUUUCAGGGAAAUCUAUGUUUGUUGUCUGGUUUCAUUGCUGCCAUCCAAAAAAUGUAUUCCAGGAUUUUUUUGAAAGAUAUGGGUACACAUGACACGUACUUGGGCAAGAACAAGUUCUUCCGGGGGAUCCGCUGGCCUGAUAAAAAUCAUAUGGACAGCUGGUUCAGGGAAUGUGUUUUGAAUUAAUGUUGGGGCUAUGGUGAUGGUCCCCGCCAAUUGUUUUGUUCUCUCAAGCCCUUGACUUUGGGCACCUAAAGGAUUUAUCUCUAUUUUUGUCAGUGGGAAAGAAAAAUAUUUACAGUGUAACAGUACAGUCAUCAUUCACCCUCAGCUGACCAGUGUCCUAACUUGUGGCUGUGUUUCCGUGAAGAAUUGUGUCCAGGGAGGCUUUUUCAGUUACAAUGUGUAGAAGAUGUUGCAAUCACAGUUUGCCCGAAAGUGGGUUUGUUAUUUGUUUAUAAUGUUAUUCACCUUCUCUUGCGAAUGCUGUUCCUGGUGUCUCAUGUCUGCAUGUAGGUUUUGUGCUGAGGUGUAGGUAACUAGAUGACCCUGUAGUUGUGCUGUUGGCAAGGCUGUUGUCCUUAUUAUUUUGUCUGGAUCUCCUAUUGCAAUGGCGGUAAUGAGUCUGCAACAUAGUGGUAUGCACUUUGCCUUGCAGGCAUGUGUUAAGGUAAAUGUUUUCUGCUGAUAUGCGUGUCGUUGCCAAAUUGCGGAGUGCCACUUCCCCAGGAUAGGUGGUUGGUGGGGUUUGCUACUUUUUUCCUUCAGUAAAACCUCGAACGUUGGGCACUUAUAUAAACAUAUAUGUUUAUGUUGCAAGUGCCAAAAAAUUCUCUCUAAAAUUAUUACCAAACACACACACACACCCAACUAAAUCCCUCUGCAGACUUAAGGCCCACAAUGUUGAGAUUUUCAUCUUUCUAUUGGUGUGUGGUGUACAGCACAGUCCAUCUUGGCCUUAACGGCAAGAGUUGGCAGCAUGGAUGGUUGGCAGGAUGUGCUCUGGUGUGGUUUGCCCCUUCUUUACUAUUCAACAUCUGUUGUCUUUGUCUCUUACCCUUUUUGUGUUUGCUUAGUGUUCUCUCUUGUUACACUUGUAACACAUCUGAUCUGGGCAUUUAUUUUGCCUAAUAAUUGUGUUGCAAGUGCUGUAAAAUACUUACUGAAACAAAAAAACCCCCAAAAAACAAGAGUCGAAGCAGCCUCCAAAAAAAAUA